Messenger RNA from Neurospora hispaniola, 1065 nucleotides. RefSeq lists its product as uncharacterized. The coding region runs from base 1 to 1065 and encodes 354 amino acids. The transcript has a single exon. Lineage: Eukaryota; Fungi; Ascomycota; Sordariomycetes; Sordariales; Sordariaceae. The record is from RefSeq and is a predicted model, not a curated record.
AUGUCCUUCAACGGCACCUUCGACUGGGUCCCCCGCGGCGGCCUCAUCUUCACCCCCACCACCCAGGACCCCGACCUACACAUCCACUCCGGCGGCCCCAACGACCCCGACACCACCACCCCCUCCCACUACCGCAUCCAAACCCAAACUCCCAACCCCUCUUACCUCACACCCGCCCUCUGGAUCGAGAGCAUGACGAACAUCCUCUCCCAGCCCUCCAAAUCGCUCAUCCUUCUCGAAUCCCGUAACGGCCCACAGGAACCCGGCUUCGCCGCGCCCGAGGACGUUAUACAAUCUACCACAAAGGCCCUAGAGCUCAAAGACGAGCAAGUAAAGAGAGUCAUCGGCAAAAGCGGAUCACUAACCGAUUACUUCUUCUCUGAAUCAGCCGCAGCGUCAUCCGAUUCAAGCGUCGAGCUUGCGUUCCGCUGGACUUCCAUGCCUGGAUCUUAUGUGAUUUUCAUGGGGCGGUUUACGCCGAGAUCUGUAGUAACAGGGUCAGGGGAAAAGGGGAAGGAGACGGACAGGAUGGUGGGGAUUGUUUCUCAUCGGGGUCUUUUCCCUAUCUCUGCCGGGGAAGGGGAGGGUGAGAAGGAGAAGAAGAAGAAGAAUGUGAUUAUGGAUUCGGACUUGGGAGUGGCGCUGGGUAAGCAUGCUGACAAGCUUGGAGAAAACCCAAUGAGUGUGUUCACUGUCCUUCUUCAGCUGUGUGAGAGCCAUUUGGAUGAGGAGAUACAUGAGCUUGGGGUUAGGCUGGAAGGAACGCCGAUGGAGGAUUUUGCACAGGUUGCAAAGGAGAUGGCGCCGGAGAUUUGCGUAUUGAGAAAGGCAUGUAAUGAGUUGCUGGCUAUCUGUGGCGGGUGUCUGUUUGCCAUCAAGAUCUGGAGUCAGAAGGUGAAGGUAACUGAUACCCAGACGUGCUUGGACGGAUUGCGGAGGGAUGUGCAGGGGAUUAGAGUGUCGGUCGAGAUGCGCUUGGAGAAGUUGAAUUAUGUUGAUGGGGUUUGUAGCCGUAUGACGAUGGGCGCGGAGUCAGGGAGGCGCAACAGGUUCAUGGAGUGUUGA